ACGAGCCAUUUUUUAUUUGUAAAUAUAAACUAAAAAAAUAAUCUGAUUAAUUACACCUAAAGAGUUACCAGUCAAAGGCAGUUUAAUUUAUUUAAUAUAACAAAAUCCACAAGAUGACGAUUAAAUAUAUUUUCAUCCUAUUCAUUGCGCAAAUAACAGUAUUGGCUAUAUGCCCAACAAUAAUCUUCCAAUGCGGCUGCUUGACUUCGAUACUGAAAAAUGGGUCCCUGACUGCCAGAUGCAGCGACAUUUCCGGCUUAUUUUUCGAGUGUUUGGCUGGACUGCAGGUUGAAACAUUGGAUCUUUCAGGCGUUGGUCUUGAAGAAAUUCCAAAUGCCCUGAAUUUAACAGCUCUCAAGGACCUUAUGCACCUGGACCUCUCGAACAACAAAAUCUCGCACCUGAACAGUUUUAACUUCAGAACAAUGCCUCGCCUGCAGAGUGUAGAUUUAAGCCAUAACGAUCUCACGGAUUUGCCCGGUGACCCAUGCCGUAUACCCUUCAUCGAUGUGAGCCACAACAAAUUGACCGAUAUGCACAGCUUGGUUGUACUUUUUAGAACCAAUGCGAACAUCAAGGGAAAUCCGAUUCUGUGCGCAUGCUCUUCGCCUAUUGUGAAAAGAUUCUAUUCAAUGGCGAGUCUGUCCAAAUUGGAGAGUAUCGAUUGCGUUUUGCAUGAAUCCGAUCAUCCAAAACCUUUGUCGACGCAGUGCCACAAGGAAGUCGACAAAGAUCAAACUCCUUCAUCGGUGUUUUGGUUGCUUAUCCUACUUAUAUUUCCUUCUCUCUGUUUGUUCGGGAUUGGCAUCGUAUGGCUAUGGAAAAAAAUGCAAUAAUGGAACUCACUUAUUGCACUGAUCGAAUCAAUCAUACCUCAUUAGAAAAAUUUAAGAUUACGAAAUAGAUAUUUUCCUGCAGACAGUAUUAAACUUUUCAGUAAAGAGCUCGCCAUGCAGUGAAAAAGACGUUACAUAAACAUUCUUGAUCAGCAUAACUAGACGAGUUAAUAUAGCCAUGUUCAUCUUUUUCUGCUCUAGCUCAGUUAUGAAGCUUCGCAGAAAAAACAAAAGUCUUACAAGUAUUGCAGUAAAUUCUAAGCAUUUUAAUGAAAGUAUUGAGAAAAUGUGUAUUACCAUUUAAAUAAUAAACAAUUGACGAAGA
This is a messenger RNA of Drosophila elegans, 1161 nucleotides long. RefSeq lists its product as uncharacterized. Lineage: Eukaryota; Metazoa; Arthropoda; Insecta; Diptera; Drosophilidae. The transcript has 3 exons. Bases 114 to 836 code for a protein of 240 amino acids. Gene Ontology annotation, cellular component: plasma membrane. Gene Ontology annotation, molecular function: protein binding. The record is from RefSeq and is a predicted model, not a curated record.